CUUCCUCCCCCUCUCCGCCCAUGUACAGACUCCAAGGUGCAGUGAAAAUUCCCGUUAUUAAAGUCGGGGUCACCUCUCUCCGUAGCAUGCGGAUUGCCAUUAUUAUAAGAUAACUUUAAACUUUAUCACACAUUGAGACCAAGAGUUACAGCGCAGCAUCAUGGGGAAAGUGAACGUCUGUUUGAAACGGAGUUACAUUGUCGUGAUAAGUUUGAUCGCGAUCAUCAGUGCUCUGCUGUUGGCCGCUACUCUGUUUAGCCAUGGAUACUUUCACGAGGAUGAAGAGAUAGAAAAGAUGCUUGCAGGUCUUCAUGCCUUGUAUAUUAUUUGCAUUGUAACUCUGGUCUUAACCAUCAUUGGUCUGUAUGGUGCCUGCAAAGAGAAGAAGUGGGCACUCAUAGUGUUUGUAGUUGGAAUGAUCCUGAGCAGUCUGUUCAUGAUUGCUGGUGAAAUUCAAGGACUGGCUUCACGACCAAAGGAAGCAGAAGAAAUGAAGAAGCAAUACCUAAACAUGCUGCCGCUGAAUAAUACCAGUGAGGCUCUUAUAGACGGCUUCAAGGAUGUACAGAUCGAAUUGCAGUGUUGUGGACUGGAUCAGGGCUACCUAGAUUGGGGUGACAACAUCCCAGAAUCCUGCCUGUGCACUGAAGAGUCCACUGCUCCAUGUGUGGCAGCUCCCAGAGACAGUAGUCUGUCUCAGCACAUGACCGAUGACCAGCCCGUCAUGAUUUAUAAAGAGCCAUGCCUUCCAUAUUUGAUCGAGCAUGAGAUGGCAGCCAUAAAUAUUGCAUUGGGUGUAAUGCUGGGGAUCCUAAUAUUCUGGAUAUUGUCAGUGGUGUUGUGUAUUGUCAUCUUGUGUCAGCUGAAUCAAAAGGAGGACAUCCCCGUGGUGGUCUACAGUCCCGAGGCAAAAGCAGGCAACUACCUGGUUCUUGCAGACUCUGCAGAGUACACCUGAUCAGGAUUGGUACAACUAUACUUAGUGUUUUUUAUGAUGUUUGAAUAUAUCAGAAGUCGCCCCCAACAAGUAAAGUUGCAUGAAAAAUGUGUACAUUUUUUUAUUUCUUUCUUGAAUGUAUUUGUUUGGGUAGUUUUGAUUUGUUUUUUUUUAAACAAUGAAACUUUUAUUCAUUUUUGCCAUCCCCAAAGAUAUGUGUUUUUACAAUGGGAAAACUGUAGGAUAUGAAAAUGGCCAUGAAGAGUGCAAACUGUGAAAGAGAAUUUUCUUUGUUACAAGCAAAUAAGCAUAUUAAGCUGCAUAUUAAAUCUGAGACCGUAGCUCUGUUUUUUCAGAGCAUCUCCAGCCAGCGUCUUCAAUAAGACAUGUGUUUAACAGUGAAUACAUUUAAACUUAACAUAAACAUAAAACAUGAUUUAGUACAUUUGCAGGCAGCAUAAAUGAGGGAUAAGAUAUGGGAAAAAGACCAAAUAAUUUAAAUGAGAUGGUUAAAGAAAAUGUGGUUUCAAAACAAAAGCACUGAAGAUAUGAUUGCAGAAAUGUUUACGUUUUGGAUGUAUUACAGCUUUAAUAAGUGUCUGUACUCUGUUCUGUCGCUUUAUCUUCUGUAUCAUAAUACACCAAAAUGUAUUUUAUGUCAUCAUCAUUUCAACAUUUUUUUAAAAUUACAUCUUGAUUAAAGAAGCUACUGGAGCACCUGCAAAGUUUUAUAGUACAGUUAUAUAAAAUAGGAUGUCAUCAGUACAUAUGUUGCUAUUGCAUUGACAAAGUAUCUCCAGGAUUAAAUGCUUCAGUUCAUUGCAGGAGAAGAAAGUAAUACAGAUGCAACUAAGAAACUGUAUUUUACAUGUUUUGGUUGCCAAAGAAGCAAAUACAACAACUUGUCUCCUCCUCUUUCGAAGCUGUGUCACAGCUUCCUGACACUCCCUUAUCCCCUUCAUUAGAAAAGCAGAAUGUACAGGAAUGUAACUAAACACCUCAAUAAAUGUUCACUUUGUACAUUUUUACAAACAGUGGAUAUGUUACAUUUGUACCUUUCAUUAGUAGCGGAUAUGUUGAACUUUACUUUUCCAUACAUUUCAAUUUUAUGUCGUGACAACACUGUGGUUGGUUAGAAAUAAGAAAAGAUCAUAUUUAGGCAAGGCAGCUUUAUUUGGAUGGCACAUGUCAUACACGAAGGCAAUUCAAAGUGCUUUAUAGAGCAAUAAAAUAUAAAACAUAAAGGAUACAGACAAAGAGAAGAAUGUCACAAUUUUUUUUUAAAUCACCAUUAGAAAUAGCAAAAGUGCAGACAAGACAAGAUUAUUAUUUAAAAUGAUUUAAAAUUGAGUUUAAAAAAUAAGUUUGCAGUCAUUACAGGGUGGAGUAGGCACUGUAAAAAAGGAAUGUUUUUAGCUUUGACCUAAAAGUAGUCAGAGUCGGGGCUUGUCUAAUAUCUGGGAGGUUAUUCCAGGUUUGAUAACAAAACGCUGCUUCACCGUGUUUUGCUCGGACUCUUGGGACGGUCAGUGGGCCGACCCCAGAUGUCCUCAGGGUCCCUGAAGGUUCAUAUGUCACAAGAAUGUCCGAUUAUAUAUUUGGGCACUGAGCCACAGAGUGAUUUUGAAAUCAAUUCUCAGAUUUUAGAACUGGAGUAAUGUGGUCAUACUUCCUACAUGUAGUUUUUGUCAGGACCCUCACAACAGCAUUUUGAAUAAGUUGAAGUUUUAUAUUUUAUAUUUAGGCCUCAAAUACUUGGUUUCGUGGCAAUAAACAUGCCUGGAAAUAUCCUGAAUUGUCGUUUAAAAAUGCCCAGUUUUGUCACAACAGCUGGAAAUGUUCUGAUGUGUGGGUAAUAAUAACUGUCAUGCCUACGUGUCAUGCCAUCCACGAAUCCCUCUUCCUCCUGAUGAGAAACUCACAUAUAAUCUGAACUACUUCACUUUAAAAAUGUGAACUACGCCACAUAUCAUGCCAAAAAAUAAAAUGUAGCUGCAAUGUUUGUUAUGUCUGACAGGUUAUUGGAAAUAUGCCACAAAAAGGACAUUUUUAUAAACAUGAAUGUGGCUAAAUGUCAUCGUCAAAUGUUGAGUAACACAAUAUCCACUGUGUCUUUCAGGAGGAAAGGAUGUGUCACUUCAAAUAAAACAAGUAAUGCUGAAAUCA
This is a messenger RNA of Epinephelus fuscoguttatus (brown-marbled grouper), 3103 nucleotides long. Its product is annotated as tetraspanin-8-like. Bases 161 to 958 code for a protein of 265 amino acids. The transcript has 9 exons. Gene Ontology annotation, cellular component: membrane. NCBI's taxonomy places the organism in Eukaryota, Metazoa, Chordata, Actinopteri, Perciformes, Serranidae. The record is from RefSeq and is a predicted model, not a curated record.